This is a messenger RNA of Adineta steineri, 1446 nucleotides long. NCBI's taxonomy places the organism in Eukaryota, Metazoa, Rotifera, Eurotatoria, Adinetida, Adinetidae. The record is from the annotation of a GenBank genome assembly.
AUGUCGUCAUCUAUCGUAACACCCGAUCGUGUUUUAAUUGUGGAUAAACGUCUUGUACCAAUUGAUGGUGAACAAUUUCAUUUUAUUCAACUUCAGCAUCCUCGUACAAAACAGGAACAAUCAUAUGCUAUUGAUCAACAAACAAAAACAGUAUUUGAACUCAUUCAAUCUACUCGUUCACAUUCAAGUUGGUUUAUUAAUGAUCAACAUGUAUUACCAGAUGGAUCUUUAUAUAUAAUUACUCCAGUAAAUAUAAUCUUUCUUCUUCUACCUUCACUUUGGUCUCAUGCUCGAUUAAAUUCUAUUCCAUUAACAAAAAUUAUAAAUGAUUCAUUUAAACAAUUACAAUUAGAUAAUGAUUUCAUCUUUGAAAAACUUCAAUCCAUUUGUGAUAUUGAUUUAAAAAAAAAUUUAAUAAAAUUAAAUAAUGAGAAAUUAUUUUUAUGGAUUCGUGAUCGAAUUGAUCGUCUUAAAAAACAUGUUGAAGAUGAAGAACAUGCAUUUGAUCUUAUUUGUGAAUAUUUAUCAGAUGAUAUUAUUGAACAAUGUCAACAAGAAUUAAAACUUCAUGGAAAUGUUCGAUAUGAUAUACCUAUCGGACAAAAAACAUCAUCUACAAUAACAACAACUGUAUUAUGUACGCUUUAUCUUCUUGAAAAACGUAGUUCAUCAUCACAUGCAAAUGAUAAAGUUAAUUUGUCGACUAAUGAUCAAAAUGUAUCGAAAACAGUAGUUGACCAUGCAAAACAAAUCUUAUUUGAACAUCAUCUCAAUGCAAGUCAAUCAUCAUCAUUUCAUGAAUUUCAUCGGAUACAAAAUAAAUCUGAUUGUAUAUUUGCUAAACGAGCACGAUGUUGGAAUGCGCCGCAUUGGCUUGACAAUAUAUCGAUUGAAGAUAACUGUGAAAGAUUAUUACCAAGUUUUAUUCUCUUUUGUGCAUUUGUCAAGGAAACAUCUAUUGAUGGUUAUGUCAUUGAAAUACCUCAUAAUGAUUUAACAACAACUCUUGAAGAUUUUGGUCAAGUAUUUAAACAAAUUCUUCGUUUUCUUUCGGAUCAUGAUCCAGCUAAACGACAUUGUAUGAGUGUUUCACCAAAACGUAUUGGUGAAAAAGGUUGGGUAUUUGAAUUUGAUCGUAUUACUUUUUUUCUUACAACAUUCACACCACAUUAUCCUGAAACACAUCCACGUUAUGCUCAUGGUUCGAAAAAAUAUUGUGAUAUUCUUUUUCAACCGGAACUUUCAUUUCUUCGACAUACUUUACCUGAUGAUACUCCUGAAACAAAUUGGACACAACCAAUAACAAGUCGAGAUAAAAUUCGUGUAGCUUUUCGAGAACAUGGAAGAGAAUAUCCUAUUCGACCAACUAUUUAUUAUCCACCAUCUCAUGAUAUGAUUAGACCAUUGAGCAAUGAUUUAGAUGAUGUUAUUGAAUGGUGGCUUUAA